AUGGCUGAGGAAGAUGGGGCUAACGGUAGGGAUUUGAAUUAUUUCAGUAAUAAAACAAAAGGGAAGGGUUCCGAGUCGAAUGACAGUGGUGAGGAAAACGAAGAAGCCGCUAUCGCCUUGGACAUCGGUCUCGGCAACAAUAAUCAACCCAAAAGUAGGAAUCUACCAGUGGAAGGGGCAUACAAUGCAGCCUGUAGUGGCAGUGAUACGAUCAGGAGGGAGGAAAACCCAUUUUCGUUAAAACACUUUUUGAGCCGUGAGUCACAUGGUGGUGCUCGGCCUAAAGUUUACCCCACUCCUACACCUCCGCCUUCUCCCUCUCCGAGGUUGAUGUCAGGGUCAGAAGUGACUUCUGGUCUUCCUGAUUUCGUACAAGACCAUCUGGUCAUCGAGCAAUGCUAUCUGGGUCAGGGACUGGCUCAGCAGCAUUUGUCUGUCGACUUGGAUAGCAUUUCUCAAUUCGCUGGAUUUCCUGGUCACAACUACAGUCCUGGACAGGAUCUUCCAUUCGAUUUGACAUCUCGCCCUGAUUUAGGGCAACAACCUGAAGUCGGAACGUCUAAAAGUCUUCCUGAUUUUCUUUCUGAUGGACCUAUUAGAAAUGAAAGAGGGCAGCCUUCUCCUCCUCCAUCUAUAAGCCCCGAAGGUCGUAUCAGUCUGCUACAAAUUGAAAAUGAAAGGCUGAAGAGAGCAUUGGAUGUUUUAAGAAGACAACUGAGUGAUCAAAUAGUGAGAUCUGAAACACUGGAAAACGAGUUAGGUUUAUUGAAAGAAAGGGAUCGGUCUGGUUUGGAAAGUUUAAUCGAGCAAUUAGAAGACAAUUUGAGAAGAACUAGGAAAAGAGCUGAUGAUGCAGAAAACAGAGCUAGUAAAUUAAAGGUAGAAAACAACGCCCUUAGGUGCGAACUUGAAACAUUUAGAAGUGCGAGGGGCGGUCGAGGAGAAAGUGCUGCUUCUUCUUCUGCGCAACAGACUGAUAAUGAGCGGCUAGCAAGCCAGUUAAGGAAUGCUGCUAAUAACGCAGAACUUUCUUUAAGGCACUUGUUGAUCGGAGUUGAUAAUCUUAGAAUAUUGGCUGCAAGUAUCGAAACGCAACCGCAGCAGCCUAUAGGACUGAGAGUAUCAUCUAGUGAAGAUAGCCAGGAUGAUGAGCCUGGUCCAGCUUUAUAGGUAACCUUUUUAUAUUUUGUCAAUUUUACAGGAUUUUAAAGGUUAAGGAUAUGGUAUGGUGGCCGAGCAUAUUUUGAGGUGCAACCUCCCUUCAAACCUGGUCUGUGGAAUGGUUGUUUUUAUUUUAUCUCAGACCCAAGUAAUAAUAUGUCAAAUUUCUCAUUUUUACAAAGUAGGUGUGUUACAGUUUAAUUGUAAGUUGUUUUUUAAAUGCAAAUAAACAAAUGUUUUUUAUAACUAAUUACAAUGAAUCAGUUUACUGCUGUGAUUAUAACAGUAGCUAUCAACUUGUCUCUGCUCAAUGCCUGAGAUAUGACACUUGUAAUGGCUAACUUCAAUGUUGUUAAACUUCAUGUUGAGAACAUGACUCCAUUUUAGCGAUAUGAUUCAGAAGUAUAAAAUUAAUUAAAAUAAUAAAAAAAUGAUUAAGACAUUUCUGGUUCACUUAUAUUUAAAACAAAGUCUUUCAUUUUCGGGUCAAAGGGAAGAAGUGAUAGAUCAAACUAGUAAAUUGGAAUGAUGUCAGAUUGAUAAAUAAAAGUUUUACAUUAUUUUUUUUACAAUAUAUUCAUCAAUAAACUUUACUUUGGUUUUUUUUUCUUAAUAUUAUUUAUUCUUGUCUCCAAUGGUUAUUAAUCAUUUUCAAGGAAAAUAUUAUUAUAAUAGAAAAUCAUUCGGGCUUAUCAUUGCCUUCCUCUUUUUUGUUUUCGUUUACUUAAAACAAAAUAAGUAAAUGAAGCAAAAAUGAUCUAGACAAAUUAGGCCAACUGAUUAUUAAUUAUAAUAAGUUCUUGAAAAUGGUCUAGUGGGCCAAAAAGUUGGAGAUGAGAUUAAAGAAUGUUAAAAAAAAAGAAUAUUUAGUUAAAUUAACAGGAAUCAACUAUAAAUAUAGUUACAAGAAUCAAAAUAUAAAUAUAUUUAGAUUUUUAAUAACACUUCAGAAUUUGGUCCCAAAAGUUUCACAAAAUGUGAGUACAGCUUCAAUUUAUUUUGUUAAAUUUUUAAAAUUUAUUAUCUUAGUUUCUUCUCACAUAUUUUCUUUAUAUAUUUUUAUAUCUGAUAUUUUUUUCCCCCAUAAAAAUUAUUAUACCAAAUCCAGUUUCAGUAGUUGAGGGAAAGAAAAAUUGUCAACCAUUUUCCGACUCAUUUUAUUCUUUAACAUUCAAAAUAAUAUCGAAUGAAAAUCAUUAAAAAAUAAGUUAGUUUCUUUUGAAAACAGGUAAUAACAGCCCAAAAGAUCAACAAUAAAGAAUGGUAAAAAAAUAAUAUGAAGAUCUUAUUAAUCCUUCAUACAAAAAUUUGCAAUAAUCUAAGAUAUUGAAGGUUACCAUA
Messenger RNA from Nezara viridula (southern green stink bug), 2502 nucleotides. The record is from the annotation of a GenBank genome assembly. Lineage: Eukaryota; Metazoa; Arthropoda; Insecta; Hemiptera; Pentatomidae.